AUGCUUUGGAUAUUUGAUGAAAUAAGUAAAUUUUUCAGAUCUAAUUCGUAUUAUAUUAAUCAUUUGUAUGUUCUCAAAAAAUUUCAUGAUGUAGAAGAACUUAUUAUUGAAGAUAUAAAUAGAAAAAAUGAUAGAACAAAAUAUUUAUGCCGUUCUUAUUUUACUUAUCAUGACUUGCAAGAGAGGAAAAAUGUGAAAUAUUUGCAUGAUUAUAUUAAAAACUAUAACAAAAUUAAACAAUAUGUAAUUUCUGAUAAGACUGAUUGCGAAAAGUAUAGAAAAUACUUUGAAUUUAUUAAAACAUUAUACGAAAAGCAUAAAGAGGAAUGUUGUAAAUAUUGGAACACAGAAUGCCAUAAAUAUUUUAGUUGUGACCCAUUUUAUGAUCCAAAUAAUAUCUUGUCUGUAUUAGAAAGUUGUGAAAAUGGAAAAUUCAAUGGAAUGUUAAGCGCAAAAGUUAAAUCUGUGUCUAAGGAUUCCGAAAAAGAAUUUAAUAUGAAAAUUAAAAAUGUAAGGUGCGUUGCUUAUAAGUACGAAGAUUAUGGAUUUCUUUCAUGUUUUGACUCGCCAUUAACCCAUAAUGUUACUAUUAAAGGAAAUGAAAAGGUAACUUGGAAUACUGAAAGUGGAAAAUACAUUCCAUCAAGAAGCAGGGGAUUAGAAUUUUUCACUAGAUCAACAAUAGGAAUACCAAAAAAAUUAUAUCCAAUUAAGAAAGAUAAAGGGAAAAAGAAUAAUCAGAUGAAGACAACAGAUGUUAUCUUGGGAAUGAAAAACUCAAAGUGUAAAAUUACACGUGAAAAUAAAGCAAAGGGUAUCGUAGAAUUGAGUUGCAAUGAGACUUCUUCUACUAAAAGUGCUAAUAUUGUUGAUGGUCAGGAAGUAUCAGGGAAAGAAGUGCUUAAUGUUGUGCCUACAAAAGGGAAAAUAAAUAAACCUGAUGAAAGAUUAGUAUGGAAAAGGUUAAAACAUUCUAAAGAAGAAGCUUGCUCUACUGAUUUAUUAGGAUUCUGUGUUGACCCCCAAAACACAUAUAAAAAUAAAGCAAGGGAAGAAAAAAUAGAAUACAAAAGUUCAUAUACGGAAAAUGAAAUUCCAAAUGAUAGCAAUACAAUCUAUUUUGAUAAUUCUGAAAAGGAAAAUAGUAUUUUAAAUUCUCUAUACACCAAAAUAGGACUGGUCUCUGCUCUUGUUCUUGGAUCUUUUCUCGUAAAUAAAAAACAUAUUUAA
Molecule: messenger RNA, 1230 nt
Organism: Plasmodium cynomolgi strain B
Lineage: Eukaryota; Apicomplexa; Aconoidasida; Haemosporida; Plasmodiidae
Product: CYIR protein
Exons: 2
Coding region: 1-1230 (409 amino acids)
Source: RefSeq, a predicted model, not a curated record